UGUAGUAUUUUCCUUACCUACAUACACUUAUCGAUCAUAGCAACCACUUUGUUAUUUUUUUAAACAUUUGUGACGUUCAAAAAAUAUACAACUCAAUUUCCUUACGAAGUCUGAAAUAUAUUUCUUUUUCAACAUCUAAAAAUUAGCUAUAUUAAAAAAAUGUCUGAUACUGAAGAUAUUGAUUGUGAUUUUCCCAUUGUUUUUGAGCCUAAUAUUGAGCCAUCACCUGAACCUGAGGAAAUGGCCCUUCUUCCCCCAAAUCACCCACUACUUAGCAAGUUUCAGGACUGUUUAAGGGGUCACUUAAUACGUACUAAACAUGAUAUAGAAAAUGAAAUUGCAGAAAUAAAACACCAUGUUAAACUGAGAGAACAACGACGAGAAGAGCAAGGUUUGACAUUGUAUGACAUGCAACAAAAAAUGAGAUUUCAAGAAAAACAAAUUAAGGAAUUAUCCGCUGUUAUAGAAAAGCAUUUAAAAAAUCGCCAAGAUGAAGAGUUUAAUACAAAAACUUUAAGAGCGGAUAACGAAGAAAAAAUUAAGUUAACUAAGUCACAAAAAUCGCUUUAUCAUGAAAGAAUGGCAGAGCUAGAAGACAUGCAAAGUUUAGGAAGUAACAUCAAAAAAUGGGCGUUUACCGUAGAAGAUGAAGUAAAAAAUGCCAAACGCAUUGUUAGUAGAGACGCCCAAUUGCAGGACCAGCUUUCACAGGAAAAACGAAAGUCUGAUAUACUCUUUUAUCGGUUAGAUAUAGAAAUAAAAAAGAGAGAAAAUGAGUUACUGUCAAUUUGUGAAGAAGAAUCUACAAUGAAAGAGGUGAUUAAUAUUUUAAAUAUGAGCAUAGCAAAUGCCAAUACAGAUUUAGAGGUUUUGCAAAAUGAACACAAGCGGCUAACACAGGCUUGGAAUGAGGUUAUUAUAGCCAUUCAGUUGAGAGACAAAAUUUUAUUUCAAGUACAAGACGCAUCUAGAAAACACAGGGAGGCAAUAAAACACAAUAUAGCGGGAAUAGAAGCUAUUAAAAAACAAAUUGGAAAGGAAAUGGAACUUAAUAAAAAAUUGGAUUCAUUUAAGCAACGGCUGGCAGAUGAAACUAAUUCAUUAGGAAGGGAAUGAUGAAAACGAAUCUCUGCUGAAGAUUCAAGCAAAA
Drosophila erecta is the source of this 1150-nucleotide messenger RNA. Its product is annotated as coiled-coil domain-containing protein 40-like. The transcript has 3 exons. Gene Ontology annotation, biological process: axoneme assembly. The coding region runs from base 160 to 1116 and encodes 318 amino acids. Gene Ontology annotation, cellular component: cytoplasm. NCBI's taxonomy places the organism in Eukaryota, Metazoa, Arthropoda, Insecta, Diptera, Drosophilidae. The record is from RefSeq and is a predicted model, not a curated record.